Molecule: messenger RNA, 2664 nt
Organism: Malus domestica (apple)
Lineage: Eukaryota; Viridiplantae; Streptophyta; Magnoliopsida; Rosales; Rosaceae
Product: subtilisin-like protease SBT3.4
Biological process (GO): proteolysis
Molecular function (GO): serine-type endopeptidase activity
Source: RefSeq, a predicted model, not a curated record
UUCGGUCAUAAUUGAUCAACCUCUUCCACACAAUCCCCCCCUUGUCUCUUUCUCUAUGUGGUAGAGACAAUAUGAGCAGCUCAAGUUCAAUACUCGCUCUACUCAGCCUUAUCUGUUUUACUGGUCAGGGAUUGAUAACAAGGGUGGCAGCAAAGAGCCAUGUACACAUUGUUUAUAUGGGAGAUAGGCAGCAUGACAACACCAAGUUAAUCACAGAUUCACAUCAUGACUUGCUUGCCACUGUCGUGGGAAGCAGGGAAUUAGCCUCGGAAUUGAUGGUAUACAGUUACAAACAUGGUUUCUCUGGGUUUGCAGCCAAGCUCACGGAGUCUCAAACCCAACAACUUUCAGAGUUGCCUGGUGUUGUACGAAUCAUACCAAAUAGCCUUCAUAAGCUGGAAACAACUCGGAGUUGGGAUUUUCUUGGCCUCUCACCUCACUCUCCUUCCAAUAUUCUUCCCAAGAGCAACAUGGGGGAUGGAGUUAUCAUAGGUGUUCUUGACACAGGUAUAUGGCCGGAGUCUGAUUCAUUCAAUGAAAAAGGCCUCGGGCCUGUUCCAUCUCAUUGGAAUGGUGUUUGUGAAUCCGGGGACAAUUUCAAUGCUACAAUACAUUGCAAUAAAAAAAUCAUCGGAGCCCGUUGGUUUAUCAAUGGACUUCUUGCCGAGUAUGCAAAGCCAUUGGACAAAGAAUUCCAUUCUCCUAGAGAUGCACAUGGACAUGGUACUCAUACUUCAAGCACUGCAGCUGGUUCUUUUGUGGCUAAUAUCAGCUACAAGGGCCUUGGUCUUGGUACAAUUAGAGGCGGUGCUCCAAAGGCUCGGUUGGCCAUUUACAAGGUUUGUUGGAAUGUGCUUGGAGGCAAAUGCUCAACAGCUGAUAUGUUGAAAGCUUUUGACGAAGCAAUACAUGAUGGGGUUGAUGUGUUGUCAUUGUCAAUUGGGCAUCCUAUUCCCCUCUUCUCAGAUGUUGAUGAGCGUGAUGGCAUUGCAACCGGUUCCUUUCAUGCUGUGGCUAAGGGGAUUACUGUUGUGUGUGGAGCUGGAAAUAAUGGACCUUCAGCACAAACGGUUUCGAACACAGCACCGUGGAUCAUAACUGUUGCAGCAAGCACCAUGGAUCGAGAAUUUCCUACUUCUAUAACUUUAGGAAAUAAUAAAACUUUCCUGGGUCAAGCUAUGUUUACAGGGACAGAGAUUGGAUUUACAAGCUUGGUAUACCCAGAGUCUAAAGGGCUUACCACUAGAGGUGUGUGUGAAUCCCUCUCACUUAACAAAACUAUAGUAGUUGGAAAGGUGGUUCUCUGCUUCACUACAAUGGGUCGUCGGGCGAUAACAAAUGCUUCAGCAGUUGUGAAAGAAGCAGGAGGUGUUGGCCUAAUCAUCGCAAAGAAUCCAAGUGAUGCUUUAUAUCCAUGUAAUGAAGACUUUCCAUGCAUUGAAGUUGACUAUGAGAUUGGCACUCGAAUUCUAUUUUAUAUCCGGUCUACCAGAUAUCCUCUUGUAAAGCUGAUCCCUCCUCAAACAAUUGUGGGCAAGCCACUCUCUGCCAAGGUGGCUUAUUUUUCCUCUAGGGGACCAAACUCCAUAACACCAGCAACUCUCAAGCCAGAUAUAGCCGCGCCUGGUGUGAACAUACUAGCAGCAACUUCUCCACUUUAUUCAUUUGUGGAGGGUGGAUAUGCAAUGAUGUCUGGAACAUCAAUGUCAACUCCUCAUGUCACAGGCAUUGUGGCUCUUAUCAAGAGAAUGCAUCCUAAUUGGUCUCCAGCAGCCAUCAAAUCAGCAUUAGUAACAACUGCAUGGAGGAACGGCCCAUCUGGUUUACCGAUAUUUGCAGAAGGAUCGCCUCAAAAGUUGGCAAAUUCAUUUGACUUCGGAGGUGGUCUGGUGAAUCCCAAUGGCGCAGCAGAGCCUGGACUAGUAUACGACAUGGGUGCAGCAGACUACAUGGAAUAUCUUUGUGCAAGGGCGUACAACAACUCUGCCAUCUCUCGACUUACAGGGAAAAAGACAACAUGUCCCGUGAAGAAGCCCUCUAUCCUUGACGUUAACCUACCUUCCGUGACCAUACCUAGUCUGAGAAAUCCCGUCACAGUAAAAAGAACUGUAACAAAUGUUGGAGCCCCUGAGUCCAUUUACAAAGCUACCAUUGAGCCUCCAUUCGGUACAAUUGUAUAUGUGAACCCUACUGCUCUGGUCUUCAAUUCCACAGUUGAAAAACUCACUUUCACAAUCACAAUCUCCGCAAUCCACGAGAUGAACACUGGUUACUAUUUUGGAAGCCUUACUUGGGUUGACGGAGUGCAUGCCGUGAGGAUUCCUUUGUCUGUGAGAACUGAGUUCUUACAACCUCAUGAUGAUGAUGAUGAUGAAGACUAAAUUGAAUACUGAAAUAAAUUAGUGCAUUUCAGUUAUGAAAAGCAUUCAAUCACUAUAACAUUAUCCCUCCUGUACUAAAAAUAAGAUACCAAUGAUCCCACGCCUGAAAACGCAAGAAACAAAAAUUCGGAAAAGAAGUAGUGGAUUGUAUGUGUUUCUUGUAUCACCAGAGGGACAGAGGAGAAAGAACUUGUUGACGAAUCUCAAUGUCAUUAUUUUCGCUAGGAAAUUAUGGAGGAAAGCAAUUUAUAAUUUAAUUGUUUAGUUUUGCAUUUGAGUUUCA